AUGGAGUCUCCGGACAACAGUACUUCCGGAUCCCAGUUCGACGCUUCCGGUCUGGGUGGGAAGCCACCCCGGAACACCGCCAACGCCCGCGAGCGCGAUCGCACGCACAGCGUGAACACGGCGUUCAUGACGCUGAGGACGAUGAUCCCCACGGAGCCCGCCGACCGGAAGUUGUCCAAGAUCGAGACCCUCCGUCUGGCCGCCUCCUACAUCGCGCACCUCUCCACCGUCCUCAUGGUCGGGGCGGAGGGCGUGGACCAGCCCUGCAUCAAGCAUCAGACGAUGAUGAGGGGGGCGGGCGGGGACAGCAUGCCCAAACCUGUUUGCACCUUCUGUCUCAGCGCUGCACGAAAUAGACCGGUUCGGCCAGAGAGCUGCAUGUUCAAAGAGGUUCGUCACGCCAUGCCAAUCGGAAGUCGACGAUGA
Pomacea canaliculata is the source of this 426-nucleotide messenger RNA. RefSeq names its product basic helix-loop-helix transcription factor scleraxis-like. Gene Ontology annotation, biological process: developmental process; regulation of transcription by RNA polymerase II. The transcript has 2 exons. The record is from RefSeq and is a predicted model, not a curated record. NCBI's taxonomy places the organism in Eukaryota, Metazoa, Mollusca, Gastropoda, Architaenioglossa, Ampullariidae. Bases 1 to 426 code for a protein of 141 amino acids. Gene Ontology annotation, molecular function: RNA polymerase II transcription regulatory region sequence-specific DNA binding; protein dimerization activity; DNA-binding transcription factor activity, RNA polymerase II-specific.